Molecule: messenger RNA, 1395 nt
Organism: Tachyglossus aculeatus (Australian echidna)
Lineage: Eukaryota; Metazoa; Chordata; Mammalia; Monotremata; Tachyglossidae
Gene: ZC3H8
Product: zinc finger CCCH-type containing 8
Exons: 9
Coding region: 31-1311 (426 amino acids)
Biological process (GO): negative regulation of DNA-templated transcription
Cellular component (GO): nucleus
Molecular function (GO): metal ion binding; RNA binding
Source: RefSeq, a predicted model, not a curated record
AGCGGGGCCAGGUUAUUCCAAGCAUCCCGGAUGAAGGCGCUGAUAAGGAUUGAGAACUGGAAUGAAGGAAUUGACUUGAUGACGAUGAUUCUCCCGGGACCACUCGCGCUCUCACGCCUCUGCCAGUCUCGCUCCUGCCGGUGCCCAGACUGUCGUGAAGCGAGUAGAAAAGGUGGUGAAAUAAAGACGGCAGGAUUCGAAGACCCCCAAAAGCAAGAAGCAAAAGGGAGCAGACAAGAGAAAAGAGAGGAAACUCACAGAAAAUCAAGAGAGAAAUCCACAAAAGCCAAAGAACAAACCCAAAGAAGAUGGGAGAAACCCAAGCAUAAUUCCCCAGGUGAUGAUAACAGUUCCAACUGCAAUCUUGAUUUGGACACUGAAAAUUCAUCGGGAGAGCCUCCCAAAAAGAGACCUGUUACCCACUACAGGGAUUAUGACAAAUUAUUUCUUCAGCAGGAGUGUCAAGAAUCAAAAAAUUGGAAGUAUGAUGAAUGCAGCAGCCCCUUGGGGAAAUUCAGUCACAGCGAGGAAGAGGAUUUUGCCGAUCAGCUGAAACAGUACAUACAAGCAAAAGAAACCUCAAGCACUGCCUUAAGAACCCCAGUGCCUGAUGAAGCCCUGAAAACCCAGGAGAUGAAAGGGAUCCAACAAAGUGUUGAACAGAAGGGUAAAGACCUCAGCGUCGGUCGCGGCCGCGGUUUGCAGAAGAAAACGAAGCGCAAAGACCGAGGAAGAGGAAGAGGAGGUAAUAAAGGGCCUAAUGCAUUUUCAGGAACAGAUGGCUUUCAAGAGCCUAGUCAACCUGUGAAGAAAUGUGUGAAGUUGAGUCAAGAGUUCAUAAAUCAGCACACCGUGGAGCGCAAAGGAAAGCAGAUCUGUAAAUAUUUUCUGGAUGGGAGGUGCAUCAAGGGAGAACAAUGCAGAUUUGAGCAUGAAGGAGAAUUGGAGAAGAGAAAGGAAAUCUGCAAAUUCUACAUCCAGGGCUACUGCAAUAGAGGGGAGAAUUGCCGCUACAUGCACAAUGAAUAUCCGUGCAAGUUCUAUCACACGCGAACAAAGUGCUACCAAGGUGACAAGUGCAAGUUUUCUCACGCUCCCCUGACUGAGGAAACCAAGGAACUCCUGGACAAGGUUCUGAAUCACGGAGAGAAGCCGGUCAAUGAGGUUGAAAGCAGUUCAGAACACCCCGGGAUUGAAGACCCAGUCCCUCCUCCUCCUCCCGUUCCUCCUGCUAUGAUACCUCUACAAGCCAGCUGUUUGCCAGCACCCCCAAGGUUGUUUUCUGUUCCCGAAUCCAAAGAAACAAACUGAUAUUUUCGAGGACUCCAGGAACACCCGGGGGGUCUUUUAAAAAGUGUGAAAACCCGUUGUGAAUAAAGGCCAUAAAAUCGCAAA